CAAUGUUUUAAUUUUUAUUAGUGUGGAACAAAAUUUUCAUUCACUUCACUUCGACACCAGCUGCUAUGAACAUAAGCGCCUUCACUUCCUUAAACUCACAACUCUCACCCGUUCUCCCAUUCGCCCCGCGCGCGUCCCCACAACGCGCCACCCUCUCCCUCUUUCCACCUCCUCUUCUCUCUUUUCCAAAAUCCUGCCAACGCCUCUCUCUUUCCGCCAUGUCUUCUCCUCCGACCACUACCGAACUCAGCGACGAAUCUCACUUCGAGACCCUCCUCUCUCCCGAUGAUCACAUCUCCAUUUGCGGCUUCGGCUCUCUCCUCUCCGAGCGAAGCGCACGAAGCACUUUCCCUGAUUUGCUCAAUUUCAGAAUCGCUAAGCUGAGUCACUUCCGUCGCGUUUUCGCUCAUGUUGCUCCUGUUUUCUUCGAACGCGGCAUUGCCAAACCAGAAACUAUGGAGAUUUCAAGCUUGAGUGUGGAGCCAUGUGAAGGAGAAACUCUUGUAGUAACAGUUUUUGAGAUAAGAAAAUCAGAGAUUCCAGAUUUCAUCAAGAGAGAGGUUGAGUUUCGGUUUCUUGCGGUUCUUCCUGAAACUCUUGAUGGAAAAUCUUAUGACAUUCCAGCGGUUCUUUGUGCUCGUUAUAGUGAUGAGGAAUUUCUCAACAUUAGAUGUAAAGGAAACAAGGAAACUUUGUUUCAGCAAUAUGGAAGGUGGAAUAUUGAUAAAAUUUGGAGAGAUGAUGUUUUUCCCUGCCGUGUCUAUCUUCGACACUGUGUACUUGCAGCAAAGAAUCUUGGUGAAACAGCCUACAACAAUUUUCUGGAUCAUACCUACCUUGCUGACCGCAAAACAACUAUUCGCGAGUACUUGGCGACAGCAGGUUCUGGCAUAAUGGAAGAGGAACCACCUGAAUCCCUCAAGUUCCGCUAUGGCGGAUGAUUAUUUCAACAGAUGUUUUCAUGUCAUUUGUAAAACAAUAUAUAUUCAGUAAUAAUAAGAAGCAUGAAACAAUUCA
This is a messenger RNA of Vicia villosa (hairy vetch), 1017 nucleotides long. RefSeq lists its product as uncharacterized. The transcript is spliced from 8 exons. The record is from RefSeq and is a predicted model, not a curated record. NCBI's taxonomy places the organism in Eukaryota, Viridiplantae, Streptophyta, Magnoliopsida, Fabales, Fabaceae. The coding region runs from base 66 to 941 and encodes 291 amino acids.